GGUCAAUUGCAAAGAUGGCCGCUACCAUGAUGCGCCAAAAGGUUGCUGGUGCCGUCGCCACCGAGCGUCGCGCCGUGGUGGCUCCAAAGAUGGGCCGCCCAGCGACCGCCCCUGUGGUCGUUGCGUCGGCGAACGCCAGCGCCUUCAAGGGUGCCACUGUGGCCGCUCGCGUGAAGCGCUCGACUCGCGCUGCACGCAUGCAGUCCCGGCGCACGGCUGUCAUGACCCAGGCCAAGAUCGGUGACAGCUUGGCUGAGUUCCUGGUGGAGGCUACUCCGGACCCAAAGCUGCGCCAGCUGAUGAUGAGCAUGGCUGAGGCUGUGCGCACCAUUGGUCACAAGGUUCGCACCGCGUCGUGCGCUGGCACUGCUUGCGUGAACAGCUUCGGUGACGAGCAGCUCGCCGUUGACAUGGUGGCUGAUAAGCUGCUGUUCGAGGCGCUGAAGUACUCGCACGUGUGCAAGCUGGCCUGCUCUGAGGAGGUUCCGGAGCCGGUGGACAUGGGCGGGGAGGGCUUCUGCGUCGCUUUCGACCCCCUCGAUGGCUCGUCCAUCGUUGACACGAACUUCUCCGUGGGCACCAUCUUCGGUGUCUGGCCCGGCGACAAGCUGGUCAACAUCACCGGCCGCGAGCAGGCUGCCGCCGGCAUGGGCAUCUACGGCCCGCGCACAGUGUUCUGCAUUGCCCUCAAGGACUGCCCCGGCACCCACGAGUUCCUGCUCAUGGACGACGGCAAGUGGAUGCACGUCAAGGAGACCACCGAGAUCGGUGAGGGCAAGAUGUUCGCCCCUGGCAACCUGCGCGCCACCUUCGACAACCCGGCCUACGAGCGCCUGAUCAACUUCUACCUGGGCGAGAAGUACACCCUGCGCUACACUGGCGGCAUGGUGCCCGAUGUUUUCCAGAUCAUCGUCAAGGAGAAGGGUGUGUUCACCAACGUGACCUCCCCCACCACCAAGGCCAAGCUCCGCAUCCUGUUCGAGGUGGCACCUCUGGCGCUGCUGGUUGAGAAGGCUGGCGGUGCUUCCAGCUGCGAUGGCAAGUGCGUGUCGGCUCUGGACAUUCCGAUCCUCAACUGCGACCAGCGCACGCAAAUCUGCUACGGCUCAAUCGGCGAGGUUCGCCGGUUCGAGGAGUACAUGUACGGCAACUCACCGCGCUUCAGCCAGGUGACCGCGUAAACGACCCUUCGUCCUGCAAGCCGAGCUUACUCGCCAAUAACCACAGUUUUGGUGGUCGCCUUUAUCAGGCGGCCAAGUUUGUGGUUGUACUUACGAUGAUUGAAGACCGUUUUGUACUGACGUAGUGGUGGUGGUCGUGAUGGAUGGAUGCAUCGGACAAGGAGCAUACGUUCCUGGCGCAUCUGGUUCAAGGUGGCGCGUAUGGACUCUUGGAUUUGACCGAUGUAUAACCUGCUCAGGCUAUGAUGUGUGUGUGUGCGCGUACCUGUGGAGUAAUGGCUAGUGAGGACUACGAGUAACCGAAAGCGAUAAGAGAUAGUGUCGCGUCGGGUUUUUGUUGAGGUUAUAUACUUCUGAGUUUAUGGUGGAGAUACUCAAUGCUUUCAACUGUAAAUUUUAAGGAAAGUGCAAUGCCACGAAAGAAACAUCUGCUGUGAAUCUGUGUUACUAAGAUGGGAUG
Messenger RNA from Volvox carteri f. nagariensis, 1641 nucleotides. RefSeq names its product sedoheptulose-1,7-biphosphatase (gene sbpA). NCBI's taxonomy places the organism in Eukaryota, Viridiplantae, Chlorophyta, Chlorophyceae, Chlamydomonadales, Volvocaceae. Gene Ontology annotation, molecular function: fructose 1,6-bisphosphate 1-phosphatase activity. The transcript has 9 exons. Bases 15 to 1181 code for a protein of 388 amino acids. Gene Ontology annotation, cellular component: cytoplasm. Gene Ontology annotation, biological process: fructose 1,6-bisphosphate metabolic process; fructose metabolic process; fructose 6-phosphate metabolic process. The record is from RefSeq and is a predicted model, not a curated record.